Molecule: messenger RNA, 539 nt
Organism: Yamadazyma tenuis ATCC 10573
Lineage: Eukaryota; Fungi; Ascomycota; Pichiomycetes; Serinales; Debaryomycetaceae
Gene: AUT7
Product: ubiquitin-like protein
Biological process (GO): cellular response to nitrogen starvation; macroautophagy
Cellular component (GO): autophagosome; fungal-type vacuole membrane; cytosol
Molecular function (GO): phosphatidylethanolamine binding
Source: RefSeq, a predicted model, not a curated record
GCUGUACUAUACUUUUGUCCAAACCACCAAUUUGUACAAACAAAAGCUAGAACAAACUAUAAACAUAUACCAUGAGAUCACAAUUUAAAGACGAAUACGACUUUGAAAAGAGAAAAGCCGAAGCCACCAGAAUCUUGGAGCGGUUUUCCGACAGACUUCCAGUUAUCUGUGAAAAGGCUGAAAACUCCGACAUUCAAGAAAUCGAUAAGAGAAAGUACCUUGUUCCUGGUGACUUAUCGGUUGGUCAAUUUGUUUACGUGAUAAGAAAGAGAAUCAAGUUGCCCAGUGAAAAGGCGAUUUUCAUCUUCAUCAACGACAUCUUACCUCCCACUGCUGCCUUGAUGAGCACCAUUUACGAGGAGCAUAAAGACGAAGACGGGUUCUUGUACGUUCUUUACUCGGGAGAAAAUACCUUUGGUGAAGGUAAAAUGAUCCCUAUCGACUUGAGUGAGCUUGACUUCAGCGAGUUUACCAACUAAGAGAGUUAACAGUCGUGAACAAAUUUAUAGGGUAUAUUAUGUAUGUAUUUUGAAAUUUUA